Messenger RNA from Drosophila yakuba, 5608 nucleotides. It is a transcript of the gene prc, whose product is annotated as collagen alpha-1(IV) chain. The transcript is spliced from 9 exons. The coding region runs from base 160 to 5412 and encodes 1750 amino acids. NCBI's taxonomy places the organism in Eukaryota, Metazoa, Arthropoda, Insecta, Diptera, Drosophilidae. The record is from RefSeq and is a predicted model, not a curated record.
CGCACAGCCCAGCGUUAUUCGCAAUCCAGCAGUUGUCGCGAUCGGAAGCAAAUCGGAAAAUCUCCCUUGGAUUCCUAGAACACGCAGCCGAAAAAUUUGCUGGUUGUGUUGCCGCGACGUCGACGCAUUUCAAUUGGAUUCAGGGUUUAAUUUAUUGAAAUGUUGCCCUUUCGCUUGGGCCUGCUACUUGGCGCCGUGCUUUACGUGGCAUGCGUAAAUGGAGCUGUCAUCGAAAAUGAGGUUUCUAGUCUGAGCGACUUGCAGCGGGAGAAGAGAGCCGGCAGAGGCUAUUCAAGGGGACAAACCCAGUCUCAGUACUUAAAUUUCGGUAAGCCGGAGGAGGAUGGAAAGGCCGAGGCAGAGGCCACGGAAAAUGGAUCUCGCUCAACUGUCUCUGGCACCCAUGGAAUGGGUCAGGCUCAGAGCCAGUUUUCAUCAGGGGACUGCAAUGGAUGUUCUGGCUACCAAACGGAUUACCCUUCUGCAGGCAGAAUUCUGGAUGCCAGCGGAUCCGGAGUGGUCGGUAGACCCGAUGCUAUAAUAAGCUUACCCGGGGGAGGUGUGCAAGGAGGUCUUGGUGGUCAGCAAGGAUUCGGAGGUCAGCCAGGAAUCGGAGGUCUUCCGGGUGGGCAAACACGACCUGGAGAGAGCCAGAUAAACCAACCUAGUAGUGGCGGACAGACUGGAGCCGGACUACCCGGAUAUGGAAGCCAGCCUGGUAUUGGUGGACAGACUGGAGCCGGACAACCCGGAUAUGGAAGCCAGCCAGGAGUUGCCGGACAGACUGGAGCCGGACAACCCGGAUAUGGAAGCCAACCAGGAGUUGCCGGACAGAAUGGAGCCGGACAACCCGGAUAUGGAAGCCAACCAGGAGUUGCCGGACAGAAUGUAGCCGGACAACCCGGAUACGGAACCCAACCUGGUAUUGGCGGACAGACUGGAGCCGGACAACCCGGAUACGGAAGCCAACCUGGCAUUGGCGGACAGACUGGAGGCGGACAACCCGGAUAUGGAAGCCAACCUGGUAUUGGCGGACAGACUGGAGCCGGACAACCCGGAUAUGGAAGCCAACCAGGAGUUGGUGGACAGACUGGAGCCGGACAACCCGAAGUUGGCGGACAGACUGGAGCCGGACAACCCGGAUUCGGAGCGCAACCUGGUAUUGGCGGACAGACUGGAGCCGGACAACCCGGAUACGGAACCCAACCUGGUAUUGGCGGACAGACUGGAGCCGGACAACCCGGAUACGGAAGCCAACCUGGCAUUGGCGGACAGACUGGAGGCGGACAACCCGGAUAUGGAAGCCAACCUGGUAUUGGCGGACAGACUGGAGCCGGGCAACCCGGAUAUGGAAGCCAACCAGGAGUUGGCGGACAGACUGGAGCCGGACAACCCGGAUAUGGAAGCCAACCAGGAGUUGGCGGACAGACUGGAGCGGGACAACCCGGAUAUGGAAGCCAACCAGGAGUUGGCGGACAGACUGGAGCCGGACAACCCGGAGUUGGCGGACAGACUGGAGCCGGACAACCCGGAUACGGAACCCAACCUGGCAUUGGCGGACAGCCUGGAGCCCAACAGCCCGGAUAUGGAAGCCAACCUGGUAUUGGCGGACAGACUGGAGCCGGACAACCCGGAUAUGGAAGCCAACCUGGUAUUGCCGGACAGACUGGAGCCGGGCAACCCGGAUAUGGAAGCCAACCAGGAGUUGGCGGACAGACUGGAGCCGGACAACCUGGAUAUGGAAGCCAACCAGGAGUUGCCGGACAGAAUGUAGCCGGACAACCCGGAUACGGAACCCAAACUGGUAUUGGCGGACAGACUGGAGCCGGACAACCCGGAUAUGGAAGCCAACCAGGAGUUGGCGGACAGACUGGAGCCGGACAACCCGGAUUCGGAGCGCAACCUGGUAUUGGCGGACAGACUGGAGCCGGACAACCCGGAUACGGAACCCAACCUGGUAUUGGCGGACAGACUGGAGCCGGACAACCCGGAUAUGGAAGCCAACCAGGAGUUGGCGGACAGACUGGAGCCGGACAACCCGGAGUUGGCGGACAGACUGGAGCCGGACAACCCGGAUUCGGAGCGCAACCUGGUAUUGGCGGACAGACUGGAGCCGGACAACCCGGAUACGGAACCCAACCUGGUAUUGGCGGACAGACUGGAGCCGGACAACCCGGAUACGGAACCCAGCCUGGUAUUGGCGGACAGACUGGAUCCGGACAACCUGGAUAUGGAAGCCAACCUGGUAUUGGUGGGCAGACUGGAGCCGGACUACCCGGAUACGGAACCCAACCUGGUAUUGGCGGACAGACUGGAGCCGGACAACCGGGAUAUGGAAGCCAACCAGGAGUUGCCGGACAGACUGGAGCCGGACAACCCGGAUAUGGAACCCAACCAGUAUCCGGCGGUCAAUCCGUCAUUGGAGGGCAACCCGGAUAUGGAGGUUAUCCUGGAGUUGGCGGACAAAUAGGUCAGCCUGGGUACGUGCGCCAGCCACAAGUUGGAGGAUCACCCGGAUACGGAACUCAGCCAGGAACUGGGGGUCAAAGCGGUUACAGUGGAGGGAUACCCGUCUACGGCGGUCAACAUGGAGUUGGCGGAGCUGUGCAACCCGGAUACAUUACCCAACCUGGAUUUGGCGGACAGACCGGUCAACCCGGAUAUGGAAGCCAGCCAGGUGUCAGUACUCAGACCGGAGCGGGACAAACAGGAUAUGGAAGCCAACCUGGAAUUGGGGCUCAGACCGGAGCCGGGCAACCCGCAUACGGAACCCAACCUGGAAUUGGUGGACAAACCGGAGCCGGACAACUUGGGUAUGGAGUCCAACCUGGAGUCGGUGGAUCGCCUGGAUUUUUAACCCAGCCAGGUUUUGGAGGUAUAACCGAGCCCAUUACUGGGAAACCCGGAUACGGUAGCCAACCCAGCACUGGCGGACAAACCGGACAAGGAUAUGGAGGUCAGCCUGGAAUUAGUGGAGUCCCUGGGUAUGGGGCUCAGCCAGGAAUUGUAGGACAAGUAGGAGCCGGCGGAAGGCAGCCCGGAUACGGAACCCAACCUGGUAUUGAUGGACAGACUGGAGCCGGAGGCCUGCCUAGUAUUGUUGGACAGACUGGAACCGGACAGCCCGGAUAUGGAAGCCAACCCGGAGCUGGCGCUCAAACCGGAGCGGGACUACCAGGAUACGGAACUCAACCUGGUAUUGGAGGACAGGCCGGAGCCGGACAACCAGGAUACGGAGUCCAGCCAGGAUUUGGAGGACAACCCGGAGCCGUACAACCCGGGUACGGACGCCAACAGACCGCAGCUGGACAACCCGGAUACGGAACCCAACCUGGUAUUGGCGGACAGACUGGAGCUGGACAAACCGGAUACGGAACCCAACCUGGUAUUGGUGGACAGACUGGAUCUGGACAGCCCGGAUACGGAAGCCAAGCUGGUAUUGGCGGACAGCCCGGUGUCGGACAAUCCGCAUAUGGAAACCAACCAGGUGUUGGUUCUCAGCCCGGAGCAGUACAACCCGGAUACGGAAACCAACCUGGUAUUGGUGGACAGACUGGAGCCGGACAACCCGGAUACGGAACCCAACCUGGUAUUGGCGGACAGACUGGAGCCGGACAAACCGGAUAUGGAAGCCAACCAGGAGUUGGCGGACAGACUGGAGCAGUACAACCCGGAUACGGAGCACAACCUGGUGUUGGCGGACAACCGGGAUAUGGAUCUCAACCCGGAAUUGGCGGACAGACCGGAGCCGGACAAGGUGGAUACGGAGGUCAACCCGGAAUCGGUGGGUCACCAGCCUAUGGAGCACAGCCAGGAGGCAGCGGCCAAAAUGCAGUCAUUGGAGGGCAACCCGGACAGACCGGAGGCGGUGUAGGACAACCAGGCUACGGAACCCAGGCAGGUCAAAUUGGGGCGCCAGGUCGGUAUACAGAUGGAAGUGGACCUGGUGCUGUUGGCACUGGUGGAGUUGGUGCUGCCGGUACCGGUGGAGCUGACGAUGCCUUCUCCCAGGCCGAGUCAUCGAUUGGCGACGGACAAGCCUCGGCAAGUGCCCAGGGCAAGAAGAAUGGAGGCACGGCCAAGACUCAGGUGUCGGGAACUUACAGCUCCGGCGGAACGUUUAGCGCCAGUGCAAUGACGUCCGAUGCGGAUCGUGCGGCAAGUGCCCAGGUUACCGGAAAUGCCGAUGGAGCAGUGAGUCAGUCGCAGGGAUCGGGAGGUCCUGCCCAAUCGCAGGCCCAGGUACAGGUGGCCAAGGACGGCGGAACCAAGGCCUCGUCCCAGAGCGGCGGCAUCAUCCAGCAGAGCCAGAGCGAGGUGCACGCCAAUGACAAGGGCGGUCUGGCGGACGCGCAGUCGAGCGGACCCGGGCAAACCUCCUCCCAGGCGCAGAUCGGUUUCCGUCCCGGCCAGGAGGCCAAUCCGGCAGCAGCCAAUGGUGGCGGCCAGGCAUCGUCCUCAUCUGGCACUCACUCUAGUCAGAGUAGCUCGCAAAUUCACGGAACAUCCAGCUUUGGUGUUUCCUACCAUGGUGCUGCACAAUCUGCGUCGGGAACCAAGGAGCAGGUGGCUACUUACAGGGAAGCAAACAGGGAACUCUUCAAUACCAUCAGUCAGUUUGGCAACAACGGGAAUGCUGUUACUGAUCGAGCUGAUGCUGUCUACAGUGGUCCCGCGCUGACUGAUGAGUCCGAUUCAGUGCCAGAGGCUCAACUGAAGUCCACCAAGCCCAAGGAGGAAGCGGAGCAGGAAGUGAGGAAGCCGGAGCAACCGGAGCCCGUUCAGUACGAUGAUGAGGAGGAAACCGAUCCGGAUGAAUACGACGAGGAUGAGUACUACAACGAGAAGCCAGUGAAGCUAGAGGAAACCCCCAAGUCGGCCAGCAUAGUAAAGCCGCCCGAGACAACACCUAAACCCAAGGUCUACGAGCAGUCAUCGCCCACGCAAAGCCAACAGGCAGUCGUAGUGGCGGCGCCAGGUGAAAAAUAUCAGGUGGUGCAAAAGCAGAACGGUAAGGCCACCGUCAAUGCUGAGCCCUCGACCACCGAAGCCAUACCACCAGGAUUCCGAGGAACCGUGAAUGUGGAAAAGAAGUUCCACACCAAGGCCCUGGAGCUGCAUCCUUCCAAGGGAGUGGAGAUCACACCCGAUCACACCAACGACGAGGGUCCGGUGCGGGGUGACAAGCCCAUUCGGCGUACUCCCGAUAGCUAUGUGACCGUCACCAAGUCUGUGACCGGCAGCAUGGACAACACCAAGAACCCACCGCAGGAGAACAAGAACUUCCAGUCCACCUACUACACCAAGUCCUCGACAUGCGGCUACUUCACCUUCUCCUGCAACAUUGUCUACGGCGCCAAUGGAAGGAGCAAGAUCUGCCGGCCCAAGGCGCCCACCAAUGGAAAGUGCUAGGGAAGCAUAAUACGCAUCCCUUCUUACCAACCCCACCCAUAUUAUAGUAGUUCAGUUCCAGAGGGGCUCAAUUUUAGAAUAGCUUAACCAACUGCCAUCUACAAACACCUAUUUGUAUUUCAACGCAGCUUGCUCUUGAACACUUAAGUGUUUUUCGCAAUUAAUAAACAAAGGUUUCACUGCCAUUUCUUGAAUA